Molecule: messenger RNA, 1963 nt
Organism: Macrobrachium nipponense
Lineage: Eukaryota; Metazoa; Arthropoda; Malacostraca; Decapoda; Palaemonidae
Product: prolyl 4-hydroxylase subunit alpha-2-like
Biological process (GO): peptidyl-proline hydroxylation to 4-hydroxy-L-proline
Cellular component (GO): endoplasmic reticulum
Molecular function (GO): procollagen-proline 4-dioxygenase activity; L-ascorbic acid binding; iron ion binding
Source: RefSeq, a predicted model, not a curated record
GAGCAGUUUGCCGGUAGCGGCAGUUCGGUCGAGGUGUGAGUGAACUUUGUCGUCGAUGCUUACUCAUUCAUAUUUUUCUUUUAAAGUUUAGUAGCGCGCUUCAAAGCUAAGGCUGUUUAUCUAACGGGAAAAUGAAGGUAUUACUUUACGUAGUGGCAUGUGUCUGCCACAUAUCCUCCGCUCAGAACUUCAUGGGAGGGUCCCGGGAAGACCUCUUUUCGGCAACCAGCAAGUUGGAGGACCUCCUCACCUUGGAGACCGAGAUCGUGAGGAUGGUAGACAAGUACCUGGAAGCGGCACAGGAGAGGAUUGACACCAUCCGAAGGUACGUGAACGAUUACCGUGAACUGAACCAAGGGAGACACAACCAUCAUCAUACUAAGUGGACGUCCAACGCGUCUCAUCUGGCGGCUGCGGAUGACGCGUUGUCAUCCGUCGUUGCUCACCCGGUGGAUGCCUACCUUCUGCUCAAGAGGCUGACUGUCGAAUGGGCUAGUGUGGAGGACGCCAUGAACCAGCAUGCUAAUGCCACCCAGGAAUUGGUGCAGCGCGUUGUCCUAUUCCGCGAGGGAUCCAGUUUUCCUGCCAUCGAGGAUCUCCACGGGGCUGCCGUAGCCCUGGUGAGGUUGCAGGAUACGUACAACCUCAACAUGACCACCCUGCCUGCUGGAACCUUCACUGGGGUGGGACUUUUGGAACAAGAGUUCAAAAGCAGCAAGCCUCUGAAUGCACGCGACUGCUUGUUCCUGGGCAAGCACGCCUUUAACAAAGGGUAUUACGACAAGGCCAUUGAGUGGUUCGAGGCCGCCCUGGAGAGAUCAGACGACGAAGGAGAUACUUCAGCCUCCAGAGAAGAGAUCCAGCCCUUUCUAAACGCCGCCGUUCAAGUCCAUGACGACAUCCUGGAGAAGCGAGGACCCAGAGGCGCAGACUGGCAGACGAAUCCCCUACCUGUGAACAAGUCGCUCGCCCGGAAGCUCAGGUACGCGGAUGUGACGAGUAACAAGUUCGUUCCGAAGUUGUAUCAGCAGCAAAGCGAAGAAGAGGAGGAAGAACACUACUCCAGGCUGUGCAGAGGAGAACGGUUGAGGCCCAUCGAGGUCGAAUCUACCCUGGUCUGUCGCCUCGUGAGCAGCACCUCCCCCUACUUCACGAUCAUGCCCCUCCUACUGGAGGAGAUGUCCCUCGACCCUUACAUAGUGGUCUUCCAUCAAUUUCUCACUCACGCGCAGACGGAGGCUGUCAUCGAACUAGCUAAGCCUAAGCUGGCAACCUCCCGUCAUCGGAGCCCUGAUGGCGGCUUCAUCUCCAGUAUGGUUCGUACAAGUAAAAACGCCUGGCUGCGCGAGGGAGUGAACUCCGAUAAGUUUUUGACUAACCUGACGAAGAAAGUCGAAGAAGCAACGUCACUGCACGCCAUCCAGCCAUCUGCAGGAGAAGACUAUCAGGUCGCUAACUACGGCAUAGGCGGUCUGUACGUCACUCAUACGGAUUAUCUUAUGAUUAAUCCGGAUCCGGCCGCGUACUCAUCAUGGGAACAUUUUAUGGGAGACAGGUUUGCCACCUUCAUGGUAUACCUGUCCGACGUCGAAGCCGGCGGCGCCACGGUGUUCCCAAGGGCGGGAGUGACGAUCUGGCCGCAGCGGGGCUCAGCAGCCUUUUGGUGGAACCUGUACAGAUCGGGGGCGGGAGAUGAAAACACAAGGCACGGAGGAUGCCCCGUCCUCCACGGAUCAAAAUGGAUUUGCAACAAGUGGAUACACUACAAUGACCAGUUCCAAAAGCAUCAAUGUGGCGUCAAAACGUGGGAUAAGCUCGUGUUUCCCUAAGAGAUGGCGCUGCUACAAGUUGGAACCGAUAGCAAAAUAUUUCAUGAAAUUGGGGCAUGGCUGUGUAAGUCUGAUUAACCUUCACACACACACACACACACACACACACACACACACACACACACACACACACA